Symbiodinium natans is the source of this 4908-nucleotide messenger RNA. NCBI's taxonomy places the organism in Eukaryota, Dinophyceae, Suessiales, Symbiodiniaceae. The record is from the annotation of a GenBank genome assembly.
AUGGCUGCAAUGCAACAGCAGAUGCUGGUGCAAGGCCAGCAGCUGCAGGAGCUACGGGAAGCUCAGGCCGCCAGUUCAAGUGUGGCCCAGGCACCAGUGAGCCCACCGGCCCAGGUUGCUGCUACAGCGCCGGGUCAGGGAGGUGUCUUUGGGCUGCUCCCCUUGGUGGACACAAGAGGGCUCGGAAAGCCUGAGGUGUUUAAAGGAGAUCCAGCAACCUUCAACGACUGGGUCUUCAUCCUUCGGAGCUACAUGGGGGCGAUGGACAGGAGGUACCAAGCCUUACUCCAGAAGGCCGAGUCGUCGGAAAUCCAACUUUGGAACCGACUUCUCACUGAGGAGGAGCAAGGGCUGUCGACUCAGCUCUACUACGUCCUGGUGAUGCUCUGCAGGGGACGUGCGCUGGACAAGCUGCACAACUGUGGGGACAAUGAAGGUGUCGAGGCCUAUCGGCAGCUCUACCUGGAGUACAACCCGAAGCUCAACUCCAGAUAUGUGGGUCUGCUCCUGGAGAUCCUGCGCUACAAGUUCGAAGGGGAUUUGGUCAGUUGCAUCGAGUCCUUUGAGCGCAAGGUGAGGGAGUACGAGAAGCAGUCUGGGAAGGACGUGGACGACGAAACCGUCAUCGGGAUUGUCAUUCUGGGAGUGGAAGACCAGACGGUCAAGGAGCACCUCAUUAGGCACUCAUCCAGGCUUGACACCUGGAAGAAGAUGAGAGCGGAGAUCAUGGAGAUUGCCCGCACGCAGAAGUACUUGCAAAGCACGCCUCAACCGAUGGACGUAGGAGGCCUACCAAAGAAGCCGCAUAAGGGUUCCCCGAAGGGCGCCAAGGGUGAUGGAAAAGGCGACAAGGGCAAGAGCACCGGCAAGGACGCUGGCGGAAAGAAGGAUGGAGACAAAGGAGGCAAGGGCGACAAGAAGAAGGGCCCGUGCUUCUACUGUCAGAAACCCGGCCACACAAAGGCCGAGUGCAGGAAGCGAGCCGCGGACUUGAAAAAGGCCGAGAACAAAGGUAGGACGGCUGCAGCAGCCCCGGAAACCCAAGAGGAGCCCGAAAGUGAAGGCCUAGCAGCCUCAACCUUGAUCCUUGUAGACACGGGGGCUGGGGGUGGUUUGGCUCCGGUUGGCUUUGACAACAAGGCCGUUGAGGUUGCAGGUGACAGGGUCCGCAUGAACACGGUCACGGGAGAAGCCUUGGAAUUGGGUAAGUGCAAGACUUCGUCGCUCAAGCAUGGGGAUGUGCCAGUUGAGUUUAACUACAGGGAAAGCAACAGCGUCCAGUUUCCUGUUAUCUCCAUGUCAGAAGCCAGUCAAAAGGGAACCUGGUUGGUGGUAGGGCCCUCGCACCAAUUCCUCGUAGGUCGCUGUGGUGGUGAGCAACUCAAGAAAGCUUUGAAGGAAGUCCCAAAAGUUCCUUUAGUGAAGGAUAAAGGUGUCUACUGGUUGGAAGCGACUAUGGGUAAGCCCCAGAACCCUGAAAGGCAUAGGAUCGCAGCUCCAACAGCUCGGGAAGCCAGACCGGAGGUAGCGGAUAGCGCCCCGGGAGUGGAGGUAGCUGACAGCGCCCCACCUGCCCAGGUGGAUGCGAGGCCUCUUGGCGACGCUCCCCUGGAAGAGCCGCCUGAACCUGAAGGAGAGGCCGGGCGUAAGGCUAAGCACAAGAAGGUACCCCCGAGUGUCAGUGCUGAGAUGCGUGCUGAACACGAGUUAACACACCUUCCAUUUCGGAGUUGGUGUGAGUCUUGCGUGGUGGGGAAGGGCACCGAAGACUUCCAUCAAAGGCGCCAAGAAGAAAAGAAAGAGGACGUAGCAAGGUACUGUAUCGACUACUGCUUCUUCACGAAAGCCUUGUCCCAGGAAGCAGCUUCCACUGACGCCAAGGACAUCCUCGAGGCCAAAGCUGGUGCCAAGGCCGUUUUGGUUUGCAGGGACCAAAAGUCAGGGGCUCUGUUUACGGGUGUAGCUAACAGCAAGGGCACCGGGGAUCCGUAUUCCAUGGCUUUUGCGCUAGAAGGGAUGAAGUUCUGUGGAGACCACAAGGCCAACGGUGCAGCUGAGCGAGCUGUGCUGGAACUUAGCAUGACGGUCGUACAGCCUACGAGAGGCAAAAGUUUGAGCAACGAUGAGCACUUCGUGGCAACAGCCAACGGCAUCCAGAGGUGUCGCUCGGUUCGUAGGCGAGUUGAGGCCAAGCGCUUUGACCCCACGUUUGUUCUGAGGUUUGAAAAGCUGUGCAGGGCACCUGUGGUUGCGGAAACAGCGCCCGGGGACGACACAGUUGAGCCAUCAAGCAAUGGAGGGGAUGAUCCGAUGGGUGCCGGCCCUGGCCCCUCGGAUAAGCAGGCAAGUUCAGAGGCCGCGGGUAGUCGCGCCUCUGGGUCUGGCUCGGUGGCUGCCGGUUCUGGCGCCCCGAGUGAAAGAAAGCGAGGUGGGUUGGACCUUAGCGACAGCCCCCUCAAGGAGGCCAGGACCUCGGAACCUGCUCGGGCCUCAGACAGCCCAAGGUCCCCUAGCAGAAAGCGUGAAGCGGAAGGCAAAACGGAGGAGGUUGAAGAAGAAAUGGUGGCAGGAUUGCCAACAAUGCACGUGGCGGCCAUGGUGAUCAGUGACAGAAUGAUCGCAUCAGCAGCGAAGGAGCUCGAGAAACCGGUCUACGAUGAGAAGACUGGAAAGUUGCUGGACCCCGAGAAGGUGAAGAUCGGGAGGAUGAAAGAGAUGACCAAGAUGGAGUCCUUUGGAGUCAAAGGCGACAUCACAUAUGAUGAAGCCAAGGCGAAGGGGCUCAGACUGGUGAAAUCCAGGUGGAUCGACACCGAGAAGGAGAUCGAAGGGAAGCCUGGAGUCAGGAGUCGCUUGGUCGCUCAGGAAGUGAACACUUACAAGCGAGAAGAUGUAUCGAUGGGAACGCCUCCCAUUCGAGUGCAUCGAGCUGUGAUUUCGCACGCAGCCACAGCGAGGCCCGGUGAGAGCAAGAGCAAGAAGCUGAUCGGAAGAUAUGAUGUGAGCGUGGCCUUCUUCCACGCCGACAACAGCGAAAAGAUUGGGGUAAUACCCCCGGCGUCAGAAGGAACUCCCAACAUCAUCUGGGAGUUGCACAAGGCGAUGAACGGAACCCGGGAAGCCUCUAGGCAAUGGGGAGUGAAGAUCCGUGAGGUGAAAACAAGACACAAUUUCGACGAGCUGCUGUUGUGCCCCAACACCUACUACUUGAAAGAGCAUGAUCUAUGCUUGUCGUGCCACGGUGACGAUUUCCUGGCGAGUGGAGAAAGAGAAGCUCUCGACAUGCUGGACAAGAUCAUGGAGGAGAACUACGAGGUGAAAGUGCUACCGAGAAUCGGUGACCCAGCUCAUGGAGGGGAAGUCUCAGAAGGACGCCAUCUUGGGCGCCUGAUCAAGUGGACAGGCUCAGGAUUUACCUGGGAAUGCGACCCCAAGUUUGCCCCACAAGUCAUCGAGGAACUCGAGCUAAAAGGGUGCAAAGGAGUUGACACUCCUGCUUCGAAGGCCACAGGCGUGGGAAACAGAGAAGUGGAGAAGGAGCUCAGCCGUGAGAGGGCCGAGGUCUUCAGACGAGUGACUGGCACCAUCCUUUACAUGGCAGUCGACCGUCCCUCGUUGCAGUACGCAGCAAGUGAACUGGCUGAAGGGAUGAGCAAGCCCUUGGAGAUUCAUUGGCUAAGGCUGAAGCGCGUCGGAAAGUACAUUGCCAAGUACCCCGUCGAGAAAUGGCACUUCGAAUUGCAAGAAGCACCUGCGCAGCUAGAGUCCUUUUCAGACUCAGACUGGGCAACAGAUCGCAGAACCAGAAGGUCUAUGAGUUCCACGUAUCAGAGGUUUGGGAAGCACCUCCUAGACACGAGCUGUGGUCGACAAAGUCUCGUGGCCCUAUCGUCGGGCGAGGCCGAGUUCUAUGCCAUGGUCAAGACAGCAGCAGAAGGAAAGCUUACAACAGAGAUCCUCCGACACUUUGGUUGGAAGGUCGAGCACCGAGUGCUGAGCGAUAGCUCGGCCGCCAGGUCGAUGGCACAGAGGGUAGGGUGUGGAAAAGUCAAGCACUUAUCCCUGAAGGAGAUGUGGAUACAGCAAGCAGUUCGAAACAAAGAACUUUCCAUAGGCAAAGUGGAUACGCUCAUGAACAUCUCGGAUCUUGGCACGAAGGCUUUAGAAGCAGCCAGAAUGGACUCGCUGAUGAAGCAGCUGCCCUUGGAAAGGGGCAUCGUGGCAGCUGUGGUCAGCUGCUGUUUGGAGAAAGUCCAAGCAGCUCCAGUUCAGAGUGAAGAGGUCUGGUGGUUGAACCUUUACUUAGGGUUGGUUCACCUGUUGGCCUUGGUUGGGUUGCUGUUUGCCAGCUACAAGGGAGUUGAAGUGCUUUUGAAAGGUUGGCGCUGGUUGUGUGGAAGGGGCAAUAGGCCCAGUGUAGCGCAGUCCAGUGCAGCCAUGGCACUCAGUCGUCGUGACACUCCUCGUGGCAGCGGUGCUGAGGAGGCUCAACACAGUGCAGAGGUUCCUACAACACGGAUGCCAUCUGUCCCCGAGGGAACCUCCGUGCUGAGAUCCCCUGCUGGACAGAGUGACAGUGACAGGAUGAGUUUCCGUGGUGACGCCAGAACUGGUGUCGACGAUCGAGUCAGAGUGGUGAGAGAUACCUUGAGCCUGCUCACGGUGGAAGAACUCAAGAGUGGCCUACGAGUGGAAGGGCUCCAGGUGACAGGGUUGAAGCAAGACCUGAUGGAGCGACUUCUGCACAAGUUCGAUGGUGGAGAUGAAUCGCUGUCGGACCGGCCAAGCACCAAGCAGCUGAGGUAUGUGCUCUACAUCCAUCGUCAUCGAGCCCAAUGCCGAAUUCAGUAUGAGAAUCUUCGGACUCGUGAAGAGACUUCGAAGUGGAUCGCCAACUGGAAGGUCUGA